AAAACAGGAUCUCAAUCAUAACAAUGAAAGAGAAACGUGAAAUUGUACUUUCGAAGAUCCCUCCCUUUGUAUAUUUGUAUACAAAUGGAUCUCAAUACACGUGCCUAUUCGUAUACAUAUACAUGCGUUGACUACUCACUCCCUAACUAACACAUCACAGUCCCAUUUUGCAUUUCACCAACCAACCAUCUCGUUCUCGCCGUGAUGCCUUUGUCUCCUUAUUCCAACUUCAUAACUAUAACCACCAACCUUCGUCUUCGCACUCUAUUCAUCUUAAUCAGAAAAUGGACCAUAAAACAUUACUCAAUCGCCGCAUUCGGUUUAUUCCUUUUAUUCUCAUUCGUUUUUCUCAUUCGAUCCAAUUCCCAUUCCCAAUAUGACACUCACUCCCUCCUCAAUUUCAUUCCCUUCACCCCUCUCACUAACGCCAAACAAAUCGGCGCUCUUUGCUUGGAUGGGACUGCUCCUGGUUACCAUUUUCAAAAGGGUUUUGGAUCUGGAUCCACUAAUUGGUUGCUCCACGUCGAGGGAGGAGGGUGGUGCAAUUCGAUAUCUUCAUGUUCUUAUAGAAAAAUGACUGCUUUGGGAUCAUCUAAGUAUAUGAAUACAACAGUUCUUUUUUCAGGGAUACUAAGCUCUGCCCCCUCUGAAAAUCCUGAUUUCUUUAACUGGAACAAGGUGAAGAUACGCUACUGUGAUGGUGCAUCCUUUGCUGGUCACCCAGAAAGUGAGCAGAAAGGAAGUGGGUUGUUCUUCAGAGGCCAGAUCAUAUGGGAAGCUAUUAUGGAUGAACUCUUAUCAAUUGGCAUGUCUAAAGCGAAACAGGCUCUGUUGUCAGGAUGCUCUGCUGGAGGAUUGGCAACUCUUAUACAUUGUGAUAGCUUCCGACAACUACUUUCGAAAGAGGCCACUGUCAAGUGUCUCGCUGAUGCAGGCUUCUUCCUUGAUGAGAAGGAUAUUCUUGGAAAUAGCACAAUGAAAUCUUUCUAUCACGAAGUUGUCCAGCUCCAGGGUGUUGCAAAAAGUUUGCACAUAGAUUGCCUUGCUAAAAUGGAACCAUCUAAGUGUCUCUUUUCAUCAGAAAUUCUGAAAAACAUAAAGACUCCUGUUUUUCUUGUUCAUCCAGCUUAUGAUUUUUGGCAGAUACACAAUAUUUUGGUACCUGAAGGAUCAGAUCCCCACGGUCGCUGGAAAAGCUGCAGAUUAAACAUUAACAAUUGUGAUGCUAACCUGAUUGAUAUACUUGACAGUUUCCGCAAUUCUUUGCUGAAGACUGUGAAUGAAUUCCAGCAACGAAAAGAGAUUGGAAUGUUUAUAGAUUCCUGCUUUAUCCAUUGCCAGACUUUGAUGGGGGAGACAUGGCAUUCACCUAACUCUCCAAAAAUAAACGAUAAGACAAUUGCUGAAUCAGUUGGCGAUUGGUUCUUUGACCGACAAGUGGUAAAGCUUAUUGACUGCCCUUAUCCAUGUAAUCCUACGUGCCAUAAUAUGGAUUUCACCAAAGUAUAAUCAAGCUAAGUAUCCCAAUUUUCAUUGCCUAUUUUAUCAUGGAUCUGCAUUUGUCAAAAAUCAUGGAAUGGAGAGUCUCACCGUUCUUCAUUAGUUUGAUUAAGAGAGAGAUGGAGAAGAUGGAGAGAGAUGUCACGAGAAGUGAAGCUCUCCGUCACUGUUGUAAAACUUAAUACUAUAAAUGCCAAUAUCAAUUGUACACAAGAUUUUUGUUGUGCAGAAAAUAGUGGUACUUCAUUAUUAAUAAUUAUUGUUGUACUUUAUCAUUUUUA
Cicer arietinum (chickpea) is the source of this 1781-nucleotide messenger RNA. RefSeq names its product pectin acetylesterase 5-like. The record is from RefSeq and is a predicted model, not a curated record. Gene Ontology annotation, molecular function: hydrolase activity. Lineage: Eukaryota; Viridiplantae; Streptophyta; Magnoliopsida; Fabales; Fabaceae.